AUGCAUAGUGAUGGAAGGGAUAUCGCUUGCCGAAACUGCCUCAUUGAUGUCAAAAAAUGCAUCGUGAAAAUUUCCGAUUUCGGUUUAUCGAAGCAAGCAGAAACGUAUCAUAUUCCUGACUCGGAAAAGCUCGCAAUUAAGUGGCAAGCUCCUGAGGUGAUUCUCACUAGAACAUACACAAUGAAAUCUGAUGUUUAUUCAUUCGGCAUUCUCUUAUGGGAGAUCUUUAAUGACGGCGAUUCACCAUUCAGAGGCGUCAAAAAUAGAACAAUUAGGUUGAAGAUUUCCGACCCUAAAUUCCGUCCAAUUACCGGUCCUAACCUUCCGAUUCUCGUCGUGAGGGUGAUGAAGACAUGUUGGAGAGGAGAUCCGAACAAGAGACCAAUGAUGGCACAAGUGGCUCGUUAUCUCAUUCAUGCUCCUCCUGAGUUGUGA
Molecule: messenger RNA, 435 nt
Organism: Cooperia oncophora
Lineage: Eukaryota; Metazoa; Nematoda; Chromadorea; Rhabditida; Trichostrongylidae
Source: the annotation of a GenBank genome assembly